CAACUGUCAAACUUUUUCUAAGCUGUCAAAAACAAUAAAAUAUAAACAAAAAGAAAACUUGAAAUUUUAACUAUUAUGACCGUACCAAACUCUCAAGAGAAUGAGGCAAAAAAAGAUUCUUCUUCUCCUGUACAACAACAACAACAGGAAGAAGCAGAAGAAGAAAAGAAAUAUUUACAAUCAUAUAUUCAAGAAGCUGAAGAACGACUUACAUCCAAAGCUGAAUUGCGUGCUGUAAACCAAAACGUUCAAAAUAACAGACCGAACGAAACCUAUUUCAGUAAAUUAGACUCCAGCCUUAAAAAGAACACUGCCUUUGUUAAGAAAAUUCGUAAUUUUAGUGGAACGCAAAUCGAUGCAUACCUAAAGGAGAUGUCAGGUUUAAAUUUAUCAAAGUAUAUUUCGGAAAUUGCUUCAGCUAUAGUGGAUACAAAAUUAAAAAUGACUGAUGUUGGUGCAGCUGUAAAAAUGUGCAGCAUUUUACAUCAAACAUAUGCAGAUUUAUCUCAGCACUUAUUUGAGAAUUGGCAAAAAAAUUUAUCGUUUAAAGUAGGUGAAAAGAUUGGUAAUCCUAGUAAACUCCGAGUUGAUUUAAGAUUUUAUGCUGAACUGGUUAGUGCAGGCUUAUUUAACCACAAAAAUGCGUUUAGUUUAUUAGGAAAUGUAUUAACCACUUUAAUAAACAUGGAUAAAGAGGAACAUUUAAAUAUAUCAAUCAUUUUAAGUUUUUGUCGACAUUGCGGUGAUGAUUACGCCGGUUUAGUACCUCGAAAAGUUAGAGAAGUAUCAGAAAAAGAAAAAAUUCAAAUUCCAAAAAGCAUGUUUUUACCACCAGAAAAGCAACAGAAUGUCAGAUCAUUAUUAAAAGAUUAUUAUGUUUCUUUAACUAAACAUUUAGUUAAAGAUCACAUUGAAAUGCAAGAAUUUGAAAAGCAAAACCACCGUAUUAUGCAAACUAAAGGCGAAUUAAGUCAAGAAAGAAAAGAUAAAUUGGAAGCUUUACAAAUUUCUUAUGACAAAUUAUUAACUGCAACGCAAAGUUUUUCAGAAAUUUUAGAUGAAGAUAUGCCUACAUUAAGAGCUAAUGUUAUAAUUAAACAGGAUGAGACUAUGGUAAUAACCGGAACAGGGGCAGAUUUUGAAGAAGGGAUUAAUAACACCAACAUUGAAAUGAUUUGGGGCGAUGUUGACACACAACGAUUUUAUUGUGAACUUCCUGAACUUCAAGCUUUCCUUCCAACUUCUUAUAUACAAAAGAAUCAACCACAACCACCUCCAGAAACCGUUUCUGAAGAAGUUUUAGAUAAAGAAAUUCCAGCUGAAGAACUUGAAGAUGAUGGAAAAGCAGAAGAAACCAUAGAAGAUGAAGUUGACGAUACAACACAAAUAACAGUAGGAAAUAAAAUAGUUUUAGAAGCCUUUUUAAAUAAUCUUUCAAAUUGUGUAAAUCGUGAAAUGAUUGAUAACGCAGCAAUAGAUUUUUUAAUAACAUUAAAUAACAAACAUAACCGUAGAAAAUUAGUUCGUUCGUUGUUUGGUGUAAAUCGAACCCGUUUGGAUUUACUUCCAUUUUAUGCUCGGUUUGCUGCAAUUCUUUACCCAGCCUUACCAGAAGUUAGUAACGAUUUAUGCCAAAUGCUUCGGCAAGAUUUUAAAUAUCACGUCCGAAAGAAGGAUCAAAUUAAUAUCGAAUCAAAAAUAAAAGUUGUACGCUACAUUGGAGAACUUGUCAAAUUUAAUUUGUACUCAAAAAACGAAGCUUUGUAUUGUUUAAAAGUGUUAUUACACGAUUUUUCGCAUCACCACAUCGAAAUGGCUUGUAAUUUAUUGGAAGUGUGUGGACGAUAUUUGUUUUGCCAUCCAGAUUCGCAUCAACGAACAAAAGUCUAUUUGGAGCAGAUGAUGAGAAAAAAAUCUGUUAUGACUUUUGAUUCGAGAUAUGUUACUCAAAUUGAAAACGCUUAUUAUUAUGUUAAUCCACCGGAUGUAGUUGCUGUUACUAAAAAAGAACGUCCUGUUAUGCACCAAUUUAUUCGGAAAUUAUUGUACCAAGAUUUACAGAAAAACAAUACUGACAAAAUUAUUAGGUUGAUGAGAAAAUUGGAUUGGAAUAAUGAAGAAGUUGCCGCGUAUGCUGUUAAAUGCCUUACAGGAGCUCAUAAUAUGAAAUAUUUUAAUAUUAGAUGUUUAGCUAACUUAUUAGCAGGGUUAGUGUCGUAUCAAGAAGAAGUCGGAACGAGAGUUGUUGAUGGUGUAUUAGAAGAUAUUCGGUUGGGAAUGGAAGUUAAUCUUCCUAAAUUUAAUCAGCGAAGAGUUGCUCAAGUCAAAUAUCUUGGUGAACUUUAUAAUUAUAGAAUUGUGGAAAGUGCAGAUAUUUUUAAGGUUCUUUAUUCUUUUAUAACAUUUGGAGUCAGCAUGGAUCCAACAAAUCCAAGCGUUUUAGAUCCCCCAAAUCAUCUAUUACGUAUCCGCCUAUGCUCCAUUCUUUUAGAUACAUGCGGGAUGUAUUUUACAACCGGAGGAAGUAAACGUCGUUUAGAUUAUUUUUUAACUUACUUUCAAGGUUAUUAUUGGUUUAAACAUUCUUUGUGGGGCGAAUCUUUUCCGCCUCCCUUAGAGCAUCUGUACAAAGACACGUUAUUUAAUUUAAGACCGAAAUUAAAAUUGUGUCAAAGCUAUGAAGAAACACAAACGGAAGUCAAUAAUAUUAGAACUCAAUUAGGAAUUGAUCGUUUAAUUGGUGGUAGUGAUGUUAAUAAGGACGAUGAUGGAUUAGAAAGCAUUGCUGAAACUGAUAAUGAAGAUAUUGGUGAUGAUGAGAUGUCAGAAGGUGUCACUGGACCAAUAACAGAUGAUGCCACAGAAGAUGAAACUGCUGAACAGGGUUCAGAUGAUGAAGAUGUGUUAAGUGAAGGAGAAGAAGAACCAGAAGGAGGGGUUGUUUCAGAAACAGAAGCAAUUCCAAGUGGGCCAAAAAAAGUUGCAUGUCCAGAAGAUGAUGAAUUUUUAAAUGCUUUAGAUAAAAUGGUUUCUGAAAACAUUCAAGAAAGAAUGCGCGAACCUGUAAAGGCUUCAAACGUAGAUAUAUCAGUCCCAAUGGUCGUUAAAUCCAGUAAAAAAACUUAUGAUCAAUUACAAGAUACUCCUGAAAAAGAAACAAAUACAAUGGGUUUUGUGCUUAUGUUAAGAAAAGGAAAUAAGCAACAAUACAAAACGUUUCAAGCUGAUGUCAAUUCUGAACUUGCUCAAAAUCUUCGCGAUCAAGAAUUGGCGCAAAGAGAAGAAAAACAACGCGUUAAGAGACUAACUUUGAAUAUAACCGAAAGAUUCGAAGAGGAAGAUUAUCAGGAAAUGAUGCAAACUCAACAAAGACCGGUCACGCAAAAUUUAAACAGGGAAAGAAAAAAAUAUCAACAUCCCAAAGGUGCUCCAGACGCUGAUUUAAUUUUUGGUCCAAAAAGAGUUCGCUAACAUUUCCUUUAAUUUUUGUAAUUAUUA
Messenger RNA from Onthophagus taurus, 3498 nucleotides. RefSeq names its product UPF2 regulator of nonsense mediated mRNA decay (gene Upf2). Gene Ontology annotation, cellular component: cytoplasm; exon-exon junction complex. The record is from RefSeq and is a predicted model, not a curated record. Gene Ontology annotation, molecular function: protein binding; RNA binding. NCBI's taxonomy places the organism in Eukaryota, Metazoa, Arthropoda, Insecta, Coleoptera, Scarabaeidae. Gene Ontology annotation, biological process: nuclear-transcribed mRNA catabolic process, nonsense-mediated decay.